CUAACCUUUGUCUCGGACAGUUGGACAUGCGCAGUACGCGCUCGCCUGAGAUCUUUCUGGCGCUUCCCUCCUACCUGUGCCGCUUAGGGAACUUUUUUCACGCCGGGCUGGGCAGCACUUCCGGCAUGUGGCUGACCCCCAUAGUGGUGCAGGAUGAUCCCUAGAGACGCAUAGGAGGAGUCGCUGCCAGGCAAUGGCAGUCUUCGAUACCCCGCAGGAGGCCUUUGGGGUCUUGCGGCCGGUCUGCGUGCAGCUCACGAAGGUGCAGACUGUUGAGAACGUGGAGCGCUUGCAAGCCCAGCUGCAGAAGGUUAGUGCCGCGGCCCUCCAGCAACUGCAGGAGUACGUCCUUUUCCCUUUGAGGUUCACCCUGAAGACCCCAGGGCCCAAACGGGAGCGGCUUGUCCAGAGCGUGGUGGAGUGCAUCAGGUCCAUCCUUUCUGAGACAUGCGUGAAGAAGCCGGACCUCCUGCACGAGCUCUUCUCCGAGCUCUGCACGUGCCUCUCUUCCCCUUCUGGCUUGAAGCGACCGCCCGCCCAGUCGGAGGAAAUAAAACUGGCUGUGAUCCAAGCACUCCAAGCGCUGAUGCAUUCGGCUUACGGGGACAUCCUUCUGUCUCUGUACCAGCCUUCCACUCUUCCUCACUUAGGAUUUGCUGUGUCUUUGCUUCUGGCCUUGGCAGAACAGGAGAAGGCAAAGGAAAUUAGGACCUCGGCUUUGAAGUGCCUCCAAGCCCUUCUUCUGCAGUGCGACUGCCAGGAAUAUCACAGACUCUUAGACAAGGAGGAAGCGCAGCGGUGUGGGGAUUUGUUUGCUUCUUUUCUACCCGGGAUCUCCAUCACGCUGUCCCGAGUGAUCACUGGAGACAUCAAACAAAGUCAUAUGAUCGCGGUUUCUGCCAUCAAGCUGUUUUAUCAGACCGUGGGCUUCAUCAUGGCUGAUGAGCAGCUCAGGAAAAUUCCAGAGAAAAAAGAGAAGCCGGGAGUGGAGCAAAGCAGAAUAGCAGACCUCAUGGUCCAUAGAGGACCCGACUGGGUACAAAGUACUGCUGAUAAGCUCUCCCUGCUUAUCCACAAGAUAGUUGAGUCUUCUUCCGUUCACCAGCACUGGAAGGUGAGGCUGGAGUUGGUGGAGUUGGCCCAUCACCUUAUGCUGAAGAGCAGUCAGUCACUGGUGGCAUCAGUCGGGCAACUUUUGAAAGCCUUGGUGGGGCUCGUUAAUGAUGACAGCCCCAAGGUCCAAAGCAGGAGCAGCGAGGUCCUGCGGAGCAUCGCGGAGCGGAAGGUGAUCACGGAGAACAGGGCUCUGGCUGACGUUCUCUCCGAGAAUCUGCAUUCCCUGGCCACGGCUCUUCCACGGCUGAUGACUUCCCAGGAUGACCAGGGUAAACUCUCCACCUUGAACAUACUGCUUGGCUCCCUGAAGCUGCUAGGCUCCAAGAUGAACAUCGUCCUCAAUUCCACAGCCCACCUCCACCGCCUCUCCAAAGCGCUGAUGCAGGUUCUGGAGCUGGAUGUGACCGACGUGAAGAUCGUGGAAGAACGGCGCCAGGGCGAGCUCCCUGCCUCCUUGCAGCAUGGUUUGCAGAAGGGCCAAGCCCAGAAGAAGUAUUUCCGGUUCUUCACCGACGAGCGGAUCUUUCCGCUCCUCCAGCAGGUGUGCCGAGUUCUUGGCUAUUAUGGGAACCUCUAUUUGCUGGUGGAUCACUUCACGGGGCUGUACAGCGAGUCCGUUGCAUUUCGGAAGCAGGCUGCUCUGGUCCUCAAUGAGCUGAUCACAGGAGCUGCUGGACUGGGGGUGGAUGUCCUUCACGAAAGGGAAGCCGCUCCCAGCGUGGACGACCUCAAAGGGACUAUAACGUCCAUCCUUGAAGAAUACACAGGCCAGGCAAACUGGCAUUUGGUCACCAGCAUGGAGGAGCAGGAGGAACCUAGCGACGAGUUGGCAAUGCCCCCGUCCAGGCUACGAGCCCUGCCAGAGAGUGCACACAGCAGCACUCUUAUCCUGUCCUCUGCUGCCACUUCGGAGCCAAACCCGACCAUCCGCUCUAUGAACGGCAACAUUUGGCAGAUCUGCAUCCAACUGGAAGGGGUCGGCUGUUUCACACAUGCCCUGGGGAAGGAGUUUCGGGUGCUGCUCAUGUCAGCCCUCUACCCCGUGCUCGAGAAGGCUGGGGACAGCACUCUGCUCAUUAGCCAGACAGCAACGGGGACCAUGGUGGACAUCUGUCAGGCCUGUGGCUACGGCUCCGUGCAACAGCUCAUCAGUGAGAACACGGACUACCUGGUGAAUGGGAUCUCCCUCAGCCUGCGCCGCGUGGCACAUCAGCCGCAUGCUUCCCGGGUCCUGGAGACCAUGCUCAGGCACUCGGACGCCAGCUUGCUCCCGUUGGUCGAGGACGUGAUCCAAGACGUUCUGUUCACACUUGAUCAGUCCUACGACUCCCGGGCUGCCUCCUUCCUCAGGGUCCUGCACUCAUUAAUGGCAGCGUUAGCCCGGUGGUUCGUGUUGGCCAAGCAAAGUGAGCAGCAACAGGGAGCCCAGACGUCUCCUGGUGCAACAGAGCUUCCAGGGGCCAUUCCCACAGCCGCCGCCACCACCACGGGGCAGGACGUGGAACGGUUCUUCCUGGACUACAUCAAGCAGAAGCAGAUUGCAGAGGGCGACCUGCCAGACACGGAGGAGGAGGAGGUGUUUCUACCCCCUGCGGAGGAGCCCCAAGGCAACGACACCAGUGCAGAGGGAGAGGCUCCGUUGCCAGCCCAUGCCCAGGUGGCCAAGGACGUGAUGGAGCGGUGCAUCCACCUGCUGUCUGACAAGAGCCUCCGGGUGCGGCUGAAGGUCCUGGACGUGCUGGAGCUUGGCGUGACGGUGCUGCAUCCUCACAACAACCAUCUGCUUCCCAUGGCUCACCGCGCCUGGCCAGCUCUCGUCACCCGGCUGAUUAACGACGACCCCCUGGCGGUGCUCAGAGCCUUCAAGGUGCUGUGUACCCUGGCUGAGAAAUGUGGUGACUUCCUGAGGCAGCGGUUCUCCAAAGACGUCCUGCCCAAGCUGGCCGGUUCCCUCAGCAGCCAGGCCCCGGUCAGCGCCAGAGCGGGGCCCGUGUACAGCCACACGCUCGCCUUCAAGAUGCAGCUGGCCGUGCUGCAGGGCCUGGGGCCCCUGUGCGAGAAGCUAGACAUGGGCGAGGGCGACCUGAAUCGAGUGGCGGGGGCCUGCCUGGUUUACCUCAGCGCCAGACAGCCCGUGAAAUUGCAGGAGGCGGCCCGGAGCGUUUUCCUCCACCUGAGGCGGGUGGACCCGGAUGCCCCCUGGCUCCUGCUAAACGGGGUCUGCUGCCCGCGCCAAUACCCACCUCCCCACGCCAGCCUCCGGCCCGUGGAGCUCAGCGGGAUGGGCCGGCCCCGGGGCGAGCUCACCGACAACGUGCUGCACCUGCUGGGCGAGCUGGAGCAGCGGGAGCGAGCGAUGCUUUGGCCCAGGGCCCAGGGAGCCCCCGAGCCGCGUGGUCCACCCCCUCCCUGACCGACGCAUCGCAGGGAAGGGAGGUGCUGCAGGAGCCCUGGACACUCGCUGGGAGAUUCCUGCCGGCCUGGGGGCGCGCUGGCCGUCCCAGGGGGAGCCGAUGCGGGCGGCCUGGGCCUGGCUGGGCUCGCACUUCUCCAGUGCUACAGGCUCACGUGUAGGAAAGGCCGUGGCUGACAGGUGCCUAAUGCACUGCUGCUGCCUGGGGCCUGGUGGGAUAUCCCUCCUGCCCAGCCCCAGCCCAGAGAACGGUGCUGCCCUGCGCCCCUGCUCGCAGCAGGUGAGCAGGCCUGUGCCCUUUGCCCUCCCCGUGCUGCAAAGGAGCUCCCGUGCCUGGGAUUGUUCCCUCCCCGCACCGACCUUCAGAGCAGCCCAGCUCCCCUGGGCGUCGGGCAGCCCGUGCUUCGUACCGGUGCUUGGCGUUAAAAGAAAGGGCACCGCCCUCCCCUCCCCUGCGUGGAGAUAGCGCGCUGCCACCCCAGCCCCGUGUCUCGGCUUUGUUUGCGGGUAUCCUUUGUAGUUGUAGGCUCGGCCUGCGCGGCGGGAUGGAUGCUCAGAGACUGGGCUGGCAACACGGGCGCAGCUGGCAACCGCCCUGCCCUGCGUUCAGAAGAUAGAGGCACGUUCUCCCCCAGCCCCGGGCUGCAUCCUGCGCUCUGCUCCUGGCAGGGGAGAGCAAGAGCUGCAGGGAUGGGAUCUGAGCAGCAAGAGGCAUCCGCUCUCCUCUGCCCCGUGUCAUGCUUCCCGGGCCGCCCGUCGCACUGACUCGAGGCCAGCACGGUGCUGCAGGACUUCGGCUCCCAGCACGGGAAGCAGGUGUUUGAAUAAAGCAAGAGACUUGUUGCGUCGGCAAAGCUGCCCUGAGCCUCUGGUCCACGCUGGAUUCCCAAAACUCCUUUCCCUGAAAGGAGCUGACACAUGGGCUCGCAGGCAGCAAUUAGCCCUCCUGGGUCACGCUUGCAGCCUCAUCCGCGUGAUCGUCGUCAGCCCCAGAACGAGCGAGCGAGCGCGCUAUGGCGAGUUACAGAGCCGGGGCCGGGCUGCAGGAUGCCACGUGCUGCACGGCUUGGCACUCUCCCUUCGGGGCAAAACCCCAGAGCACCACGGCCCGUGUCCUUGUCCCUGCCCCAGACAUAGAGCUGCUCUCACUUCCGCGACAGCCGCCCGAAACGUUGUUUUUAGGGAAAGGGGUUCGAAUUCCAUCGAAUUACAGACCAGGAGGGUGGGAGGGAGCCCAGGAGGUUACAUCCAGUCCAACCCCCUGCUCCAAGCAAGACCAGCCUCAGCCCCAACUGCAGCAUCCCAAUUUCUGGCAUCUGCUCCUGUCCCGGGCUGAAUCUGCCUCUGGCUUAGGCUGGCUCCUGCCUGCUAGUGUCCGUAGGCUGCUUGCUCUACGCAUUGCACUGCCCCUUCCCUCGCCAAGGGCUGGCAAGGGGAGAAAGGACUCCCCUGCCCUUGUCAGCAUUGAUCACGGGCCCAAGACACACGCAGAGGGGCCUGACCGCUGCGCCCACUGUCAGCGCACGGCCGGGAGGAGGUUUGGGGGCGGGGGUGGCUGGGAGGCUCGGGAAAGGGCCACGCUCAGCUGCUCUUGGUACUUUCCAAGGGGACUUUGGGAGACUUUCCCUGCAAAGUGCUGGGCCGGCCCGGCCAAAGGGCAGGGCUUUGGCUGGGGGUGCAGCACGCUGCAUUUGCAAGCUCGGGCGGGUUGGGGCCCAGACGCCGGUGUCCUGGGCCAAGAGCUGGGCCCAGCUUUGCAAAGGGAAGCCGAGCGGCCAGAGGGGCGAGGAAGGAAGCCUUGCCAGGGCAAGGGAAGGGAGGGAGAGGCAACCUGAGCAGACACAGCUGCGUUCCCACACGCUUGUGUCCGUUUUGGCGUCAUCUCCUCCCGCGCCCGCCCGAGUCCUCCGUGCAGGGCCGGCUCUUCCUGU
Alligator sinensis (Chinese alligator) is the source of this 5460-nucleotide messenger RNA. It is a transcript of the gene TTI1, whose product is annotated as TELO2 interacting protein 1. Gene Ontology annotation, biological process: chromatin remodeling. The transcript is spliced from 8 exons. Lineage: Eukaryota; Metazoa; Chordata; Crocodylia; Alligatoridae. Gene Ontology annotation, cellular component: cytoplasm. The record is from RefSeq and is a predicted model, not a curated record. The coding region runs from base 194 to 3529 and encodes 1111 amino acids.